Messenger RNA from Amborella trichopoda, 2806 nucleotides. It is a transcript of the gene MEF1, whose product is annotated as mitochondrial RNAediting factor 1. Gene Ontology annotation, biological process: RNA modification. Lineage: Eukaryota; Viridiplantae; Streptophyta; Magnoliopsida; Amborellales; Amborellaceae. The record is from RefSeq and is a predicted model, not a curated record. Gene Ontology annotation, molecular function: protein binding; RNA binding; zinc ion binding.
UUGUGAUCUCUGCAAAAUUCAAAUAAAGUGAGACGCCUAAACUCCAAGCUCCUUUAAUAGCGCGUAAAAUCACAGGCAACCAUGAAAUUCUCUCUAUUGAAAUGAAUAAACAACAACUUCCUCAUAAAAAAUGACAUUAACCCAAUUCAUAUCUCUGGAAAUUCCUCAAGCCCCACCUCCAAUCUCCUGUAAUGGCGCUCCAAAGGUACAAUUACAGACACAUUUAUCAUCUCUGGAAAUUCCUCGAAAUCGACCUGGAAGUUCCUCUAAUGGCGUAGAGCAAGCUUGCAGGCACCUCUGCGAUCUCCUCCGCUCCUUCAUUCCCACGAAAAAUAUCUGUAAAGGCUUUCAAAUCCAUGCCAUCUCCAUUAAAAUUGGCUUCUUCUCUUUCCCUCUCUUCACGAACCAUCUCCUCAACCUCUAUGCCAAGUGUUCCUUUAUCAACGAAGCCACCCUCCUAUUUAAAACUGCUCCUGUUAAAACCCAAGCUACAUUUUCCUCUAUAAUCUCGGCUCUUGCACAAAACCAGCUCCAUUUUGAAGCAAUUUAUCACUUCAAAUCCAUGCUUCUCCAUGGCCAUAGACCCACUGAGUUCAGUCUCCCUUGUGCUAUUACAGCUGCUGGUUCGGCCCAAUAUGAGCUCACAGCUCGGGCCCUCCAUGCUCUCUCCGUCAAGUCUGGGCUUGAUGGUGUUGUGUAUGUGGGUAGUGCAUUGGUUGAUAUGUAUGCUAAGCUUGGUGAUAUCUUCUGUGCAUGCAAAAUGUUCGAUGAAAUGCCUGAGAGAAAUGUGGUGACUUGGGGUGGUUUGAUUAGUGGACUUGUGUACGGGGGAUUGUGUACGGAGGCUGUAUGUGCAUUCAAGAGGGCCUUGGAAGAGGGGGUGGGGGUGAAUGAGUCGGUGUUGUCAAGUGUUAUGCGUGGUUGUGGUGGUGUAGGGUGCUUGGGACUGGGUGAAGCAGUGCAUGGUGUGUGCGUGAAGGUGGGUGUGGAGGGUUCAAGUUUUGUAGAGAGCGCGAUUAUUGGUAUGUAUGCGAGGUGUGGGGUGGUGAAGGAGGCUGAGAGGGUGUUCAGAGAGAUGAGAGAGAAGAGUUUGGGUGCGUGGAAUGCGGUGAUUGCAGCGUGCUCUCAACAUGGGCUUAGUGCGAGAGCUUUCGAGCUCUUUGAGGAGAUGCAGGCCUCAGGCUUCCAACCAAACUUCAUCACUUUCCUCUGCAUCCUGUCUGUGUGCAGCCGGUCAGGCCUUGUCGAUAAGGCCGAGUCGUACUUCAGCCUCAUGCUCCACAAGCACCACAUCGAGCCCCUCUCUGCCCACUAUACAUGCAUGGUCGACGCUUUAGGCCGGGCUGGCAGGCUCUUAGAGGCCAAAGGCUUCAUUGAGAAAAUGCCGCUCGAGCCCUGUGAGUCUGUCUGGGGUGCCCUCCUCGGUGCCAGCCGCAUGCAUGGGGACAUACACAUGGCUUCCUUUGCCGCAGAGCACCUCUUCAAGACAGGUUCCAAAAGGUCAGGGGCAUAUGUGCUUCUUGUGAACACGUAUGCUGAUGCUGGUCUAUUGCAUGAGGCAGCAGAGGCACGAAAGGCAAUGAGAGACAGAGGGGUUAAGAAAGAGGCUGGCCUCAGUUGGGUUGAGCUUGGACAACAGGUUCAUUCAUUUGUUGCGGCUGAUAGGUCCCAUGCUCGCUCAGAUGAGAUAUACACAAAGCUCUCGGAGAUUCAGGUGGCAAUGGAGAGGACAAGAUUGAUGACUUCUAUGGAAAAGGCUGAGGAUAUAGAGACAGAGAUUGAGGGGAUACAGAGGGGGGCAGACUUCCAUAGUGAGAGACUGGCAGUGGCUUUCGGGCUUAUUAGUGUUGAGGGAGGGCGGCCGAUACGGGUGAUGAAGAACCUGAGAGUGUGCACGGAGUGCCAUGAGGCAAUCAAGUUCGUAUCAGGGUAUGCUGGGAGGGAAAUUGUGCUUAGAGAUACAAACCGAUUUCACCAUUUCAAGGACGGGGUGUGCUCCUGUGGUGAUUACUGGUAAAAAGGAGGUUUCUUACAUAUAUACCUCUGCAUGGAUAUUUGUUCACAGAGAGAGCUCAUAAAGAUUGGUAAAAAGGAGGUUUCUUACAUAUGAGCUCAUAUAGAUAAUAAUAGGACAGGGUGUGCUCCUGUGGUGAUUACUGGUAAAAAGGAGGUUUCUUACAUAUAUGCCUCUGCAUGGAUAUUUGUUCACAGAGAGAGCUCAUAUAGAUAAUAAUAGGACCUUUUUGCACACCCAUGUGCAUGCAGCAUACACCUGGGGGGAGGGGGUGGGAGGGUUGGGCAUGCCCUGGUAGAGAGAGAGGAUAAAAAAGGGCCUUGCAUGCACAAUGGAUGCUUCUGCAUCGCAUGCAGAGGGGUGAGAGUAUAAUAUGACAAAUGUAUAUAGAAGAGGGAUAGAGAGAGAAGGAAGGCCUUAGAAAAAUUCCUGCAAACUGAUACAUGCAGACACUCAUAGGAAAGGCAGGGGGAUCAGAUUGGCAGCAGAGAUGCAGGCAGAGAGAAGCAAGGUUCAGGGGUGAAAAAGCAAGAGCUUCAGGGUGAAUUUUGAUUGUCAGAAGGGACUACCCGAGGCCUGAUGACCCAUCUCGCUCCUAUCCUACAGCUGGGUGACAUCGAUUCCUGUUUCUUUUUGCUGUUGCCAUGUGGAACAGAAGUGAUGUUGUUCCUAUUGGUUUUUUUUAUAGGGUAUAGAGAGAGGGAGAGAGACAGCGAGAGAGGGGAGAGAGAUCUUACAGAGAAAUAUUUUUCAGUUGUUUAUGAUUGAAUUAUGAAAUUUUCAUUUGUUUUC